Saccoglossus kowalevskii is the source of this 872-nucleotide messenger RNA. RefSeq names its product sarcospan-like. The record is from RefSeq and is a predicted model, not a curated record. Lineage: Eukaryota; Metazoa; Hemichordata; Enteropneusta; Harrimaniidae. Gene Ontology annotation, cellular component: sarcolemma; dystrophin-associated glycoprotein complex.
AUGACUGAAAUAGAAGAGUCUGUCGAUACUAACCCUGUACUGGGUAGUAAAGACAGUAGGAGUAUUACCUCACUUCAUCAUACACCUAGGAGUAACACAAGUACUGCAUCCUAUCACACCCCAACAAGAUCCCAGGCAGCCAGUCUUAAUACAACAGUACCGCAAAAUAUUGUACAAGAGGACUUACAUUCGGAUACUCACACUCCGGUUAGGCCUCUCAAGGAGAAACAUAAGAAGUAUCAUCUGCAGUGUUGUACACUACCAGUAUGCUUAGUUAUGUUACAGGUUCUGUUAGGUGCUACUGUCACUGUCUUUGGAUUUGUUAUGCUAAAUAUUUCACCUUCACUUAAAGUCCGAGACACACCAUAUUGGUCUGGAAUUCCAUUAAUUAUAACUGGAAUUAUUGGUUUAUAUUUCUGUGCAACAACGCUAGAAGCAUAUUCAGGCAGUAUAAAAGCUUUUCUUGUAAAGGCCAGUUGUUUUGUUACCUCAGCAAUUUGUAUAUUUAUAGCUUUGACUGCAAGUGCUUUCACUGGAAUUCAUGGUGCAACAAUUAUCAGCUUUCAGGAUAGAUGUCAGCAUCUGAACAACCAAAUAUGCCAGUGUUCAAAGAUCCAAGACAUGACUGGGCUAGCAAGAGUCUAUAUUUAUGAAGACACCAUGGACUGUGAGAACUUCCUUGCCAAUUUGAAAACUUAUUUAUUUUUUCAGUGCGCACUGAAUGCCAUUGGUGGGUUUACCUGCUUCUGUGUUGUUAUAAUGCUUUGGAAGCUUAGGUACAUGGAGUUCUAUUCAGGUCUUAGGUUCUACUCCUAUAGCGCUACCAUACCCAAUCACCCUUAGUCUGACCCCUCAACUCCACCCUACCUCAC